Messenger RNA from Calidris pugnax (ruff), 1881 nucleotides. RefSeq names its product epithelial discoidin domain-containing receptor 1-like. Gene Ontology annotation, molecular function: collagen binding; protein tyrosine kinase collagen receptor activity. NCBI's taxonomy places the organism in Eukaryota, Metazoa, Chordata, Aves, Charadriiformes, Scolopacidae. The transcript has 12 exons. The coding region runs from base 87 to 1766 and encodes 559 amino acids. The record is from RefSeq and is a predicted model, not a curated record. Gene Ontology annotation, cellular component: signaling receptor complex. Gene Ontology annotation, biological process: positive regulation of kinase activity; protein phosphorylation; multicellular organism development.
CCCAGGUGCUGCCGGAGGGACCCCGGGCUGAGACACCCCCCCCCCAGCGGCCACAGGUGCGGUGACACGGGGGGACGGGGGCCGCCAUGGGGGUGCUCCCCCUGCCCCUCCCCCUCCUGCUGCUGGUCGCGGGGACCCCGGUGUCGGGGCUGCAGCUCGACGGGCACCUCGACCUGGGCAGGUGUCGCUUCGCCCUGGGCAUGGAGGACGGUUCCAUCCCCGACAGCCACCUCUCGGCCUCCAGCGCCUGGUCCGACUCCACCGCCGCCCGCCACGGCCGGCUGGGUCGCAGCGAUGGGGACGGUGCCUGGUGUCCCGCGGGUCCCGUCUUCCCAGAGGAGGAGGAGUUCCUGGAGGUGGACCUGGGUCGGCUGUACUUGGUGACACUGGUGGGGACACAGGGACGUCACGCCGGUGGCCACGGCAGGGAGUUCGCCCGCGCCUACCGGCUGCGCUACAGCCGCGACCGGCACCGCUGGCUGCGCUGGAGGGACCGGUGGGGCGCUGAGGUGAUCGGGGGCAACGAGGACCCCGAGGGGGUGGUGCUGAAGGACCUGGCGCCCCCACCCGUGGCCCGGGCGCUGCGUGUCUACCCCCGGGCCCCCCGCGCCAUGAGCGUCUGCCUGCGCCUGGAGCUCUACGGCUGCCCCUGGGACGCCGGGCUCCUGUCCUACACGGCGCCACGGGGACAGGUGAUGGCCCUUGACCCCGCACCCGUUGUCCUCAAUGACUCCACCUACGAUGGAUACAGCGUUGGCCCGCUGCAGUUUGGGGGGCUGGGCCAGCUGACGGACGGGGUGCUGGGGUUGGACGACUUCAUGAGGAGCCGCGAGCGACGCCUGUGGCCGGGCUACGACUACGUGGGGUGGCACCGCCCCCCCGGCCCCCGCCCCCACGUGGAGCUGGAGUUCGAGUUCGAGGGUCUCCGGGCCUUCAGCGCCAUGCAGGUUCACUGCAACAACAUGCACACGCGGGGGGUGAGCAUCUUCGGGGAGGUGGAGUGUCGCUUCAAGAGGAGCUUGGCCACGGCCUGGGAGCCCACCCCGGUCACCCACAGCCUGGGUGGGGCCGUCAAGGACCCCAGCGCCCGCUCGGUCACUGUGCCCUUGGGGGGGCGCCAGGCCCGCUUCAUCCAGUGUCACUUCUUCUUCACCGGGGAGUGGAUGCUCUUCAGUGAGGUCACCUUCCUCUCAGAUGUGGUGGAGGAGGCGGGGGGUGCCAGUGGGUGGCCCCCAGCCGCCCCCCCUGACCCCUCGGCGGGGGUCAUGGCCGUCCCUGAGGGCUCCUGGCACGGGGGCGUGGCUACCAACCUCACUACCCCAGCCCCCGGGGAGCCCAAACCAGGGCAGCCAGUGGCCAAAGCUGACCACAGCCACACCUCCAUCCUGAUUGGCUGCCUGGUGGCCAUCAUCUUGCUCCUAUUGGGCGUCAUCUUCCUCAUCCUCUGGCGGCAGUACUGGAAGAAGAUACUGGGGAAGGGGACCUUCACGCCGGCCAGUGACGCCUGGGCCUUCGGGGUGACGCUGUGGGAGGUGCUGACGCGGUGCCGGGAGCAGCCCUACGGCCGCCUCAGCGACGAGCAGGUCAUCGCCAACGCCGGGCACCACUUCCGCGCCCAGGGCCGCCAGGAGUACCUGCCCUGCCCCCCGGGCUGCCCGGCGGCCCUGCACGGGGUGAUGCUGCGCUGCUGGGCCCGCGACGCCGCCGACCGCCCGUCCUUCGGCCUCCUGCACCGCCUGCUGCGCGACCACACCGUCCUGGCCUGACCUUCCUCCUCCUCACCAUCCUCCUCCUCCUCCGUCAUCCUCAUCAUCAUCCUCUUCCUUCUCCUCCAUCAUCCUCACCAUCCUCCUCCUCGUCCGUCAUUCUCAUCAUCCUCCU